AUUUCGUGAACUUCGUGAUAACUUAUCAUUGCCUAUCGAUAAACCAACGACGACUAUCGAUGAUAAACAAACACACUUUAAAGUAUUUAAAUUGUGUUUGAUGCUUUAGUUUUAAAUCCAUUUUAAAUUACGUCGAUAAGCAUAAACAAAAACGUUAACUCAAGAAUGGACCUACCUGUAAUAACUUUUUAUUUUUUAAUUUUUAUCGGCAGCCUGCAAGCUUCUGUAGUUGUAAUAAAAGUGGUUGCAAAUAAUGACGAACGAAGAUUAAACAAUUCUAUAACUACAGAUCAGCAUACUUUGCUUCCUUAUACAAAAACAAAAAGUCCAAUAAAACAGUGUUACAAUAAAGUUCACGAAUGUUUACAGUCCACUCCUUUUAAUAAAAAUAAAUGUCUGAAAAAAUUUAGAAAAUGUACUUCAAAACACUGCUCGGCGCAAAAGUGUUUUCUUAACGCACGUAAAUGUACGAUAGAAGUCGAAACUCCGCAAGAAGUGCUUAAAUGUAUCAGAACGCUAAAAACAUGUAUAAAAAAGAAAGGAUGCUAAUAACAACAAUAUUUAUAAUAACUAUAAUAAUAUUUUAUUUGUAACUAAAUUAAAAAAUUGUAAAUACGACCUUGUUUUUAA
Messenger RNA from Hydra vulgaris (swiftwater hydra), 630 nucleotides. RefSeq lists its product as uncharacterized. Lineage: Eukaryota; Metazoa; Cnidaria; Hydrozoa; Anthoathecata; Hydridae. The record is from RefSeq and is a predicted model, not a curated record.